This is a messenger RNA of Fusarium tjaetaba, 3333 nucleotides long. Its product is annotated as elongation factor 3. Gene Ontology annotation, molecular function: ATP hydrolysis activity; ATP binding. Lineage: Eukaryota; Fungi; Ascomycota; Sordariomycetes; Hypocreales; Nectriaceae. The coding region runs from base 1 to 3333 and encodes 1110 amino acids. The transcript has 2 exons. The record is from RefSeq and is a predicted model, not a curated record.
AUGCCUCACCCCGUUACGCCGCCGUCGCAGGACCCGACGAUGGUAUCUAAUGAGGCCCCGCCCCCGCCAUCUCAAGAAACCAUCAACGACCUCCUCAACACAAUCUUCACUGCAAAGACCUCGGCCGCUUCGAUCGAUGCAUGCUAUGGCCUCUGCGAGAUUAUCCUCUCUUCGGUGGGCGUUGCCGGCUUGAACGAGUACGGCAUCAUUGCCGAGAUCAAGAAGGCUGCCGCUGAUAAGAAGUCGGGUCUUCGUCGCGAGUCCAGUCAGAACCUUCUAGGUGCCGUCUUUGAGCGUUUCCUCCCUCGGCAGCCUGUCAGCGAAGUUGUUCUUCUCCUCCAGGAUGGCGGUCUUGUCGGCUGCGCUCUUGAUGCUCUCUCUGAUAAGGGCGCUGUCGUCCGUGAGGCCGCCCAGUAUGGCCUCGAUGCUGCUUUUGGUAUCCUGAGCCCCGAGGCUCUCGUCGCUGGUCUCCUUCCUGCUCUUACCGAGUAUCUCUCCAAGAAGACCGGAAAGUGGCAGGGAACCGUUGGCGCCUACAAGCUUCUUCAGAAGAUGGCUGAUAAGGCCCAAAUUUCAAUUGGAGGCACCAAAGAGGAGGCCCUUGAGAAGGAUAUCCUCCGCGAGGCCAUGGGUGCUAAGCUCGCUGGCUUGAUCCCCGUCGUCGAGAAUGGCAUGCAUGACUUGAAGGCUGAGGUCGAGAAGCAAGCCGUUCACACCAUGAACUCUCUCACUACCCUUCUCUCCAACGAUGAUGUUGCUCCUCGUAUCCCUCUUCUUAUCGAUACCAUGCAGCACCCUUCGUCUCAGACUCUCCAGAAGGCUAUUCACGCUCUGUCUCAAACCACCUUCGUCGCCAUCGUUACCUCACCCGUCCUGGCUCUUCUGACCCCUUUCCUCGAGCGAUCCCUUAACAACCCCACUACUGCCCAGGAGGUUCUCCGACAGACUGUUGUUAUCGUCGAAAACUUGACAAAACUGGUCCACGACCCUAUCGAGGCCCGAACAUUCUUGCCCAAGCUGAUCCCUGGUGUCAAGAGUGUUUGCGACCGAGCCUCGCUCCCUGAGGUUCGUGAGAUCGCUGAACGCGCUCUCGCCACUAUGGAGAAGGCUAUGGGUGACGACAAGGACGUCGUCGCUCGUACCGCUGGAGACGACGUAGCCAAGAUUCUUGAUGAGCAGAUCAAGGCCAACGGCGGCCUUACUGGAAGCCUGGACCUCUGGAAGCAGGCCCGUCCUUAUAUUUCCGACAUGGUUGCUAUCGAUGUCAACUACCGGUUCGUCAACCGCAUCUCUGGAAGAAUUGCUCCCUAUAUCAAGAGUUUGGUGAAGGAUACCGAGGCUCCUCAAAAGAUUGCCGACACUAUUCAGCAGCACUAUGUUGAUGAGGACCACCGCCGGUACGGUGUUCCUGAGAAGGAGGACGACGGCGAGGUCGAGAUUGUCAACGCCGAUUUCUCUCUCGCCUAUGGUGGUAUGUUGCUCUUGUCACACACCAACCUGCGACUCCUCAAGGGUCACCGAUAUGGUCUUUGCGGCCGCAACGGUGCUGGAAAGUCUACCCUCAUGCGAAGCAUUGCUAAUGGCAAGCUCGAGGGAUUCCCUCCUCAAGACGUUCUCCGUACAUGCUAUGUCGAGCACAACCAAGGCGAAGACGCUGACAUUAGCAUUCUCGAGUUCGUUGCUAAGGACCCUGAGAUUGCCACUCAAGGCCGCGAACGUAUCUCUGAGGUCUUGGCCGAGUUCGGCUUCACUGCUGGCCCCGAGGGUCGACAGGCUGAGAGAGUCGGUUCUCUUUCUGGAGGCUGGAAGAUGAAGCUGGCUCUGGCCCGAGCUAUGCUCCAGCGUGCCGACGUUCUCCUUCUGGACGAACCUACUAACCAUCUUGAUGUUGCCAACAUCGCCUGGCUCGAGAACUACCUCAAGUCUCAUCCCGAUAUCACCAGUCUCAUUGUUUCUCACGACUCCGGAUUCCUGGACAAUGUCACAACUGAUAUUUACCAUUACGAGCCUAACAAGAAGCUGGCUUGUUACAAGGGUAACCUUGCCAAUUUCGUCAAGAUUCGCCCUGAGGCUAAGAGCUACUACACUCUCUCCGCCUCUACGGUCCAAUUCAAGUUUCCUCCUCCUGGUAUCCUGACUGGUGUCAAGUCUCAGACCCGCGCUAUCAUCCGCAUGUCCAACGUCUCAUACGCCUAUCCCGGUGCGACGAAGCCUUCACUGCAGGAAGUCUCUUGUCAAUUGAGUCUGUCUUCUCGUGUUGCCAUCAUUGGCCCCAACGGUGCUGGCAAAUCGACUCUUAUCAAGCUCCUUACCGGCGAGACCAUCCCUACCACCGGAAAGGUUGAGAAGCACCCUAACCUCCGUAUUGGUUAUAUCAAGCAGCAUGCUCUAGAGCACGUUGAGAUGCAUUUGGAGAAGACCCCUAACCAGUAUCUUCAGUGGCGUUACCAGCACGGUGACGACCGUGAGGUUCACAUGAAGCAGACUCGUGUUCUGUCGGAUGCCGAUCGUGCUCAGAUGGACAAGUGGGUUGAUCUGAAGGAUGGAAAGUCUCCACGCCAGAUUGAGGCUCUGGUUGGUCGUUCAAAGUACAAGAAGACCUUCCAAUACGAAGUUAAGUGGCGAGGUCUCCUGCCCAAGAACAACACCAUGAUCUCUCGUGAGACUCUUACCGAGCUUGGAUUCGACAAGCUCGUCCAAGAAUUUGACGAUCACGAGGCUUCCCGAGAGGGUCUCGGUUACCGUGAGCUUCAGCCCAAGGUCAUCUCCAAGCACUUCGAGGAUCUCGGACUCGACCCCGAGAUCGCCAAUCACAACGAGAUUGGCUCUCUUUCCGGAGGUCAGAAGGUCAAGGUCGUCAUUGCUGGAGCUAUGUGGAACAACCCUCAUCUUCUCGUGCUUGACGAGCCUACCAACUUCUUGGAUCGUGACUCCCUUGGUGGUCUUGCAGUUGCUAUUCGCGACUUCAAGGGCGGUGUUAUCCUGAUUUCUCACAAUGAAGAGUUUGUCGGUGCCCUCUGCUCCGAGCAAUGGCAUGUCCGUGACGGUCGUGUUGCCCUUCGAGGAAACACUGCUGUCAGUCUCGACCGCUUCGAGGACAGCCGUCCCAGCAGCGGCGUUAACAGCACUGCCGCCAGCUCUGUCGUCAGCAGCGCUGUCAACAGUGGUAUCGAGGACAACUCGGAUAUGAAGUUCAAGGCCAGGAAGAAGAAGAAAAUGACCAAGAAGGAGCUCAAGGAGCGUGAGGUCCGCCGCAGGCUUCGUCACAUCGAAUGGCUCAACAGCCCUAAGGGUACUCCUCACCCUCCUGACACCGACGACGAGGACAACUAG